Molecule: messenger RNA, 1772 nt
Organism: Adelges cooleyi (spruce gall adelgid)
Lineage: Eukaryota; Metazoa; Arthropoda; Insecta; Hemiptera; Adelgidae
Product: UDP-glucosyltransferase 2-like
Exons: 5
Coding region: 241-1764 (507 amino acids)
Molecular function (GO): UDP-glycosyltransferase activity
Source: RefSeq, a predicted model, not a curated record
GAAAAAAUAUUGACCAAACUUUCCAAUAUGUACAUCUUAGUAAGUAACGAACCGAUUGAUGAAAAUUAAAAAUUCACACGACAAUGGAUCAAACUACAAUAAAAAUACGACUGGUGUGAUGUAUUGGAAUUACCUACCUUUUUUUUCGAUAAUACUACUUAUAUUGAUAGUGUCCUCAGUUUAUUGAAUUGAAACAUUUGAUCAAAUCGUUAAUUUAGUACAAUACAUUUCCUUCGGAUAAUGAUUUUAGUCUCUGGUACUCUUCAGUUCUUAGUAUGGACUUUGUUGCUUUUACAAUCAACAAAGGCAGGACUACGAAUUUUAGCUGUAGAGCCAUACCGGGGGAAAAGUCACUGGAACUUUAUGAACGGAUUUUUACGCUCACUUACCGACGUCGGUCAUAAAGUGACGGUUUUCACUAUGUUCACCGAAGAAACCCGAGAAAACUACACGGAAAUCUUGUUGGAGGGAACACCUCGAUUAAACAUGCAUGUGAGCAAGUUUAUGGAAUUGAGAUCUCUAGCCGCUUUCAUCAAAUUUACCGUGACUACGAACAGAGAAAAUUGCGAUUACAUAUUUGCACAUUCGAAAAUGAAGACUAUCUUAGCAGACACGUCCGGUGAAUUCGAUGUUAUUGUCGUCGAAUCGAUAGCUUCGGAGUGUUUGUCAUACUUGGCUCACCGCCUACAUUUACCUCUAAUCUACCUUUUUCCAAUGGUUAUGCCGUGUUACUUGGAAUCAUCGUUUCUGGGUGAAGAAUCCAAUCCUGCAUACGUGUCAAAUUUUAUGGCGUCCUUCGUCUACCCAAAGUCAUUCCCCGAACGCUUUAGCAACUUUCUGACCUACAAGUACGGCAAGUUUUUAUUGUGGUACACGGAAACGUUGUCGGCCAAGGCCAAUCCUAGAAUGUAUGACUCUGUCGAACCGGUUAAACCCUCUGUGGUGUUUGUCAACAGUCAUUUAGUCAUCGAACCGGCCAAACCAACGUUACCGACUGUCAUAAAUAUUGGCGGUAUUCAUCUACGCGAACCCAGAGCAAUACCAAAUGACAUACGGGAAUUUAUUGAAAACUCACCAAACGGAGUGGUUUACUUCUCGUUUGGAUCAAUAACGGCUAUGUCAUCAUUACCGGAGCACGUUCAAAAAUCAUUUAAAUUAGCUCUAGGGCGACUCCCGCAACGGAUACUGUGGAAAUUCGAAACCGAAAUGGAAGAUCAACCGGAAAACGUAAUGACAAGAAAAUGGUUCCCUCAGCGCGAUAUUCUUUUACAUCCAAAUGUCAAGCUGUACAUCGGUCACGGAGGUAUGUCUGGUGUGUACGAAGCUGUCGAUGCCGGUGUGCCUAUGUUAGGGUUUCCUAUUGCCUCCGAUCAACCUAGGAAUAUAGCUAGUCUCGUGGACGCUGGAAUGGCCAUUAAACUUGAUUUGAUGAGUGUCACCGAAACUCUGAUUUUUGAUUCUGCCAACAAAUUAAUCAACGAUAAAAAGUAUUUAUCAAACGCUAAACUGGUUUCCAAACGUUUUAAAGAUCGUCCAAUGUCGCCUGCAAAAGCCGCCACUUAUUGGACGGAAUACGUUGUACGACACAACGGUGCGCAACAUCUAAAAACAAAAGCUUUUAAUCUUACAUGGUACGAAUAUUAUCUUCUAGAUGUGUUCCUUGUGAUACUCAUCUCGUUUUUCACUAUUGGGUAUAUUUUGUAUACAUUUUUAAAUGUCUCAUGCGAACGUAUUUUAUUUAAACUAAAGUUGAAAACAGAUUAAUUGUUGUA